Rotaria sp. Silwood1 is the source of this 2238-nucleotide messenger RNA. NCBI's taxonomy places the organism in Eukaryota, Metazoa, Rotifera, Eurotatoria, Philodinida, Philodinidae. The record is from the annotation of a GenBank genome assembly.
AUGAAUGAAAAGCAAUGUAUGUCGCAUAUAUUAGGACAUGAAUUUAAAUUUUAUGUAUUUUUCUUAUGUUUUUCUAUUAUUGGAUAUAUAUUUGGUGUAUAUUAUUGGCAAACAUUUAUUCGACUUCCUUGUACAUCAACAUUAAUUCCAAUUACACAAAUAAAAUAUUCAUUUUAUGAUCAUUUUCAAUAUCGAACAAAACAAACAUGUUAUAAUGAAAAUUCAAAAUUAUUUUUAACUAUAGCUAUAAUAUCAUCAUAUGAACGUUUAUUAAUUUAUUUACCUGCUAUACUUAACACAUGGAUAUUAACAACAACAAAUGAUAUUGAAAUAAUUAUAUUUAUUGAAGAAAAAUCAUUGACGUCAGAGGAAUCGAUUGAAAACAUUUUUUUUGAAUUAAACAACAAGAUAAACCAAUCUAUUAAAUCUUGUUUAUUUAUUGUUAAAUUAAAAAAUGUUCAGAAUAGUUAUCCACCACAAAGAAAAAGUUUCUAUGCUCUGAAAUUUAUUUAUGCACUUUAUAGUCAAAGAACAUCAUGGUUAUUGCGUUUAGAUGAUAAUGCUUACGUUAACGUUGAAGAACUUGUUAAAUGGCUUAAAUUAAUUGAUCAUCGAAAAACGUUGUAUCUAGGACAAGGUGGAUCUGGAAGGCGAAAUGGGCCACCUAUUCAUUUUCCACAAGAACAACUGUUUUGUAUGGGUGGAAGUGGAGUUAUACUUUCUCAAAGUACUUUAAUUCAACUUGGUCCAUGGCUUGAUCAAUGUUUAAAUAAUGAAAUUCGUACUCCACAUGAAGAUGUUGAAUUAGGUCGUUGCAUAAUAAACCAUGUUUAUAUUAGUUGUACAAGAUCUGCCAAUACAAACUCUUUAUUUUAUCAUCAUUACGGUCCUCGAUAUAAAUUUGGUCAUGAUUUUACACCAUCAAUUGUUUCUCAAGCAUUAAUUAUGCAUCCAAUUAAUGAUCAAAAUACAUUUCAACAAAUAUAUACUUUUUAUAUACGACUAAAACAAGAAAAAGAAUAUUUAGAAAAUAAUAAAUCAUUAAAAAAACUAAUAAAUAGACAAACUUAUGUAACGUUUCAAUCCAAAGUGGCAUUUGAUCUUUCACGAGAUACAUUUUAUCAAAGGAUUGAUGUAAGAUGGAAAUCAUAUAUUGAACAAGCUAUUCAGUCAUAUAUUGAAAAAACAAGGAUAAUUUGGCAUCAACGUUUAUUUAAUUGGACAUUGGUAAAUGGUAAAUUCGUAUUCGGUUAUCAUUGUGUAAAGCCAUCAUACGGCUUAAAAGUAAUAGUUGAAGUUCGAUUAACUGCUCAAACUGUUUCUACAUAUCCAACUAAAGUUGCUACUACUUAUAAAAGAUUUCGUAUAAAUCAACUAUUUACAAAUAAACAUCAUUUUGAUUAUCGCGAAAUAAAUAAUAUUGAAACAAAUGAUAAUAUUUAUCAAUUAAAUCUUAUUGUUGUUUCAAGUAAUAAAGAUGAAGCAUUAAUAAGAUUUAUAAAUAAUUAUGAAAGUGAAGUAUUAAAGUAUCCAUUAAGACAUAAAUAUUUUACAUUAACUAUACUUUAUUUUUCUUACAAAAAGGAAAUAACUAAUCGCAUUAUUGAUCUUAUAAAUGGUUUAUCCAUCAAAUAUAUGUCAAUUGUUCGUGUAUCAAUUAUUAAUUCAAAUCAAACUUCUUAUAAUCGUGGACUUGGUCGUCAAUUAGCAUCAAAAUUAUUUACAAAUAAUCAAUUAUUAUUUUUCUUAGAUGCUGAUCUUAUAUUUAUUGGACAAGCAUUAGAUAAUACUCGUCGUUUAAUGAUUCACCAAUUAUCUAUAUCAUCUUGUACAGUCUAUUUUCCAAUUAUAUUUUCAGUUUUUUCAAAUAGAUCUGUUGCUAAUGAUGAUUCAAUGAUUGAUGUUAAUUCAAAAAAUGGUUUAUUUUCUAUUUAUGGUUUUGGAAAUGUUGCUGUACGUAAACAAGAUUUAGAUGAUAUUGGUGGAUGGGAAACUAAUAAUGAUGAUUGGGGUAUGGAAGAUGUUAAUUUAUUUCAACGAUUUAGUGAUUCUUCAUCAGAAUGUUAUGUAUUUCGAGCUGUUGAACCUGGUUUAAGACAUUAUUAUCAUAAAAAAAUGUGCAAUGGAAUUGUGAAUAAAGUACGCGAACAAAUGUGCCUUGAUGCAGAUGCAAUUUUAAUCGGAUCACAAAUGCAUAUGGUUAAUUAUUUAUUUAAUAAUAUGACUUUGUCUAUUUAA